Molecule: messenger RNA, 1522 nt
Organism: Carassius carassius (crucian carp)
Lineage: Eukaryota; Metazoa; Chordata; Actinopteri; Cypriniformes; Cyprinidae
Exons: 9
Coding region: 83-1162 (359 amino acids)
Biological process (GO): mRNA export from nucleus
Molecular function (GO): mRNA binding
Source: RefSeq, a predicted model, not a curated record
UCGAGUGUUUAAAGACUUUGGCUUUUUCGAUUCACGCGACGCUUCUGAAACUUUUGCCUGCCUAACGACGUUUGGGGACGAAAUGGGGGAGAAUGAUGUUCAGAUGGAGAGUACUGAGCAAAUGCAGGAGCCUCACGCUUCAAGCUCGGACAACAAAAUCGACUUGUCAUUAGAUGACAUUAUAAAGCUGAAUAAGAAGGAACUGAAUGCGAGCCGAGCUAAAACUAAACGAGCUGCUAACAGGAACAACGUCUUGAAGAAACUCAACCAGGUUCCCCAGCAGCAGAGGGGACUCAGACGAGGAGCGCAGCAGUACCGAGGGCCUGGCAGGGCGAGAGGUUUGAGGAGACAAAUGGGAUCCGGGAGGGACAUGAUAUCGAGAAGGGGUUCAUUAAAUAUAGCUGCUGCCACUGUCACGAGCGGUGAACUGUUUGAUCAGACCACAUUCACAUCGAGGGGGACAUUCAGAGGAAGAGGAAGAGGAAGAGGAAGAGGAGGCGGACUGAGCAGGGGUGCAUUGUCAGCAAGAGGACAGAGGGGUGGAAGACCAUUUCUAUUAGACAGAGGGUUUACUGCUACAAACAGAGCUGAGAAAUUACAAAGGUAUCAGACGAUAAGAAGUCGAAGAACAGCACCAUCUGGCUCCACGCUCACAGUUUCUCUGCCAAAUGCUAAAUCUGCACCUGUCGCUGUGAAGACAUCUAAUCAGGUUAGGAGGGGUGGGGCAGUGUUAAGGGGCAGAUCAUCUGGAGGAUCCAGUACUUCUUCACCUAAGGGGAUUCCUCUGCAAUUUAACUACAAAGCAGCCACUAACCAGACUGCCGUAUACCUUAAUGACCGUUUCACUGACCUGAGGUUAAGAGGGCUAGGACGGGGCUGGGGAAGAGGAAGAGGAGCUCUUGGAGGAGGUGGAAGAGGCAGAGGAAGAGGAAAUAUCAUUGGUGGUGGACGAGUUAGAGGACAAGGAAACAUUAUAGGUGGUGGACGAGGCAGCGGAAGAGGAAAUAUCGUUGGUGGUGGACGAGCUAGAGGACAAGGAAACAUUAUGGGUGGUGGACGAGGCAGAGGAAGGGGUGGGUUUGGUGUGACAAGAGGAGGAAGAGGCUUGAGAAGAGGGAGGGGAGGAGCAAGAGGAGCUGAUCGAACAGUAACUCUUCAGUGAUUACAAUUACAACCAUUCAGUUUUAUGAAGUAGUAGUGUUUACUGUUUGUGCUGCACUGAAAUUUUCACAACCAACAAUAUUGGGGCGAAACAGAAAAGAAAUAAUAUAAGUUUCAUCUGAAAUAGUUUUGGAGGCCCGAAAUCAGUGACGUUUAACUACAGCUGGUAACAGUCCAAUUACCAAAAUUUAACUGACACAAUUUUUUUCAGCUUCAGUUUUCAGGUAAAUGUUUAGUUUUGCUAACAAUAAUGAAAAAAAAAUAUUUAUAUAUAUAAUUUGGGUGCAUCUCUUUUUGCUGUAAUGAUGUCCUUCAACUAAAUAUUUAAAAGAUUUCUGUCAGUGUAAAAAUGUUACUUACC